This is a messenger RNA of Durio zibethinus, 1077 nucleotides long. RefSeq names its product cyclase-like protein 2. The record is from RefSeq and is a predicted model, not a curated record. Lineage: Eukaryota; Viridiplantae; Streptophyta; Magnoliopsida; Malvales; Malvaceae. Gene Ontology annotation, molecular function: arylformamidase activity.
AGUCACUGUCACAUAUAUGGUUAAAAUGCUUUAAUAAUUGUUUAUCGAUAUUAUCUAAAGCUCACCAAGAGUCAUAGCCACAUGAUCCAUUCCAAAAUGACCAAAAUCAUGACUCGUCUGCCUCUCCUCCACCUUUUCCUCCUCCUAUCCACCACCUUCACCGCAACUGCUUCCAGUUCCGCCUACCCUUCUGUCCCAACGGACUGCACUGUUUCUACAGGGGAUGAGAAACUGGUUCCUGUUAGACGGGAGGUUUAUGAUGAUGGGAGAAUCUUCGAUAUUAGCCACAGGUACACUCCGGACAUUCCAUCAUGGGGGAACAAUGACGGGCUGGGUCAGUUCCUUUGGCUUCCUGCCAGCAUGAAGAAUGGCUCUCUCGCCAAUAAUUCUGAGAUGAAAAUGCCUACUCAUUCUGGCACGCACGUUGACGCGCCGGGCCAUAUGAUUGACCGUUACUUUGACGCUGGUUUUGAUGUCGACACUCUUGAUCUUGAAGUCCUUAACGGUCCAGCUCUGUUGGUUGAUGUGCCGAGGGACAAGAACAUCACUGCCGAAGUCAUGGAGUCAUUGAAAAUUCCCGAAGGAGUGCGUCGUGUGCUUUUCAGAACAUUAAAUACCGACAGACGGCUUAUGUAUACAAGGGAGUAUGACUCUAGCUAUGUUGGAUUUACAACUGAUGGGGCAAGAUGGUUGGUAAAGAACACAGACAUCAAACUUGUGGGAAUCGAUUUCUUAUCUGUUGCAACCAGUGAUCAUUUGGUUUCAGCUCAUCUUGAAUUUUUUGAAAGCAGGGAAAUCAUUCUGGUGGAAGGCUUAAAACUUGAUGAUGUUCCAGUUGGAUUGUAUUCAGUCCAUUGCUUACCUCUAAGGUUGCUUGGUGCUGAAGGAUCACCCAUCAGAUGUAUUCUCAUCAAAUGAUACAUGUAGUGAAUCAAUGAUAUAACUCUGGAAUCUGGAGGGUUCGAAAACUGAUCAGAGCGGCGAGAUAUGUAGCAGAGGACUUUUAUAAAAUGUAAUAAAAGUGGUUCUUUCAAAUAACGAAGAGAAUUGGCUAUCAAUAAAUUAGCUGUUCAUUUA